AGACAUUUUCUUUUCGGUUUUUUAGUUUUGAGUUUAACUUUCACUCCAAAGGCUUCAAAGACAGGACAACAUGCAAAUGCAACAGCUAAUAAAUUGAAGAAGCUUUAGGUCACAUUUUGCUUUGUUAGUUCUCAUUUUCUGUUUCACUCUUUUCCAUGGAAUUGUAGAUUUGAGGCCAAGAGGUUCCACGUUUGUCAGGUUGUGAUCUCAGAAUGGGGAAAUCACCAGGAAAAUGGAUCAAAACUGUACUAUUUGGGAAAAAGUCGUCUAAAUCAAAUAUUUCAAAAGGAAGAGAGAAGCUUGUUAAUAGAAAAAAAGAAGUGAUCACUUCCAACGUGUUGGAAAAUGAUUUGGAUUUAGAUCCAAACCCCAAUAAGAUUGACAGAAAUGAGGAGGACCUUGAACUAGAGAAUGAAGAAUCAGAAAAUAUUUUACCGGGGAACCAAGAAAGAGACAUCAUAGGAUCUGUUGACCAAGAUGCACCACCUGAUCCAGAGAAAAUCCGGCAGAAGGAAGCAGCAACAAAGGCACAGGCUGCUUUUAGGGGUUAUUUGGCGCGCAGGGCAUUUAGGGCCCUAAAAGGCAUAAUAAGGUUGCAAGCACUUAUUCGUGGGCACUUGGUUAGGAGACAAGCUGUUGUUACACUAUGCUGUAUGUAUGGGAUUGUAAAGUUACAAGCACUUGUUCGUGGAGGAAGGGUUAGGCAGUCUGAUGUUGGAUUUGAAUUCUGUGACAAGCGCAAUCUACUUAAGUCUCUGGAUGGCAAAUUUGGUGAGCCAGUUGGAAUUUCCACAAAAAUUUCAAGGCUUUCAGCAAAUAGGUUCAUCUGUAAGCUUCUUGCUUCAUCAACUACAAUAACGGCCCUGCACCUGCAAUAUUUAAGUGGAGAUCCAAAUUCACUCUUUAGCUGGUUAGAGCGCUGGUCAGCAUCUUACUUUUGGAAACCGGUUCCCCAACCCAAGAAAAUUCGAGACUCUAAAUCUCAGAGAAAGCAGGGCAACAUUUCAAAUGGAGAAGCUCAAAUUAGCAAGUCGAGACGUACAAACAGGAAGCUUCCUAUUGCAAAUUUUGAAUCAGUCCCAGUUCAAACAAAUCCUGAAUUUGAGAAACCAAAACGUAACUUAAGGAAAAUCUCAAACCAACUGUCAGAUCCAGAGCAAGAAAACCCACAAAGUGAGCUUGAAAAGGUUAAAUGUAACUUGAGAAAGAUUCAUAACCCUGUUGUUGAGAAUGCUAUUCUGUCAGAAGUUGGAUGUGAGACCCCAAAGCAGCAUUUGGAAAAGGCAACAGUUAUUGCAGAUCAUGCUGUUUCAGAACAAGGGAUCAUCACUUCUGAUGAAAAGGUCAAGAAGGAAGCAACUUCAACCAUUUCCAAUGUACCUGAUGUAGAAAUUAUGCCAAGACCAACAGUUAACAUGGAGGUGUCAGACAUUCCAAGCAGUUAUCAAGUGUCUGUGGACUCAAAACCCUUGGCAGAGACUAUAAUUAAAGAUAGAAACACUUCUGAUGAAGUUAACAAGGAACUGAGCAAUCUACCUGACGCUAUUUUUAAAGAUGAAAAUUAUCCAUUAACAAAUGGAGAUUUGAUUCAUAAAGGAGAACUACCAGGUAAUGAAAAGCAGAAACCCACCCGGAAAGCCUCAAAUUUGGCUAAGCAGGAGAAUGCAGAAAAUGGUUUAAAGAAUAGUCCAAAAUUACCAAGUUAUAUGGCAGCAACUGAAUCUGCAAAGGCAAAGUUGAGGACACAAGCGUUCCCAAGGUUUGGACAAGAUGGAAUUGACGUAAACAAUACUGCUGAGCGACAUUCUCUGUCGUCUUCAACUAACAACAAGAUUAGUUCACAAUCACCUAGGACACACAAAUCAGUUCAAGCAGGUGGUAAAGGGGGCCACAGAAGUGACAGAACUACACCAUCUUCUAGAGGUCUUGUCUUGCAGGGAAGGUAAUUCAAGCAGAGUGGAGGAGGUGAUACGAAGACUGGUUUUCAGGGGUUGAACAAGAGGAAGAAAAUCGUGUGGGGCCAACUAUGAUGAGAGUUUUUGAAAUGAUAGGACCAUGGUAUGAGCUGGUUUGAUCGGCUUCUUAUUUUUCCUGCAUUCUGGGUAUUUGAGGGUGAGUUGUACGAUAUAGGUUUUACGUUUUGCACGCUGCAACUUUACAAGUCUAUGUUCUGUUUGUUUCUGGCAUGAUUCCUUGGCUGUCCAUAUCAUAUUUCUCCCCCCCUCAGUGUGUAUGACCAUUAACUUGAUGUACCUUCAUUUGUGUUCCUAAACUUCUCUGUGUGGACAAAUAUAGUCCGGUAACAUGAAUAAACUCAUACGAGAUUUCUUCAGCCUUC
This is a messenger RNA of Abrus precatorius (Indian licorice), 2338 nucleotides long. Its product is annotated as protein IQ-DOMAIN 31-like. The transcript has 8 exons. The record is from RefSeq and is a predicted model, not a curated record. NCBI's taxonomy places the organism in Eukaryota, Viridiplantae, Streptophyta, Magnoliopsida, Fabales, Fabaceae. Gene Ontology annotation, molecular function: protein binding. The coding region runs from base 213 to 1946 and encodes 577 amino acids.